AUGGCCGCACCGCUGCGAUCUGUGCACGCCACCUCGGGGCAGAGCACAGCACCUCGACUCGCCGCAGCACCUGCCCGCGCUCCAUCCUUGACCUCUGCACGCGCCAUCGCACCCGCUCAAUCGCUGCCAGCCUUGUGCUUUGCUUCGCCUGCCUCGGCUGCGGUUGCGAGCACGAGCACGAGCACGAGCACGAGCACGUACACUGGAACAAGGCCGCGCAUCCACAGCGAUGCGCAGCUGGCUCAUUGGAUGGGCAACAGCGCAGCGCAUCGCCUCUUGGUGCUGCUGGUGGAGCGACUGUGCGAAGCUGCUGUCGGCUGUGCCACCAUGGCUUGCACCAGCCAUGCAGCGCCGACCAAUGCUGGCAUUGCAUUCGUGAUGGAUGUGCUGCAGGAGCUGGACAAGUGGACCGCAGAGAUUCAGCCUCACACUGGCUCGCAGAGGUUUGGCAAUCUGGCAUUCAGGCAGUGGGGUGCCAGGCUGCAGCAGGUGAGCACCCAAGCUCUGUCGCCUCAUUCACCCGUCACCCGUCACGCCACUUUGACUCACUCAUGACUCGUGACGCACUCACUCAUGACGCACUCACGUGACGUGACUCCUCUGCUAUCACUCGCGACACUCAAACUCGCAGCGCGUGGAUGAUCUCCACAAAGGACUGCCUGAGCGCAUACAUGCGCACAUUCCCGAUCUGUGCGGCUACCUGCUCGGCUCCUUCGGCUCCUGGGUGCGCAUCGACUACGGAUCAGGUCAUGAGCUGGCUUUUCUCGCUUGGCUCCUCGCUCUCAUCCAGCUGGGCCUGUUUGGAGACGUGCAAGGAGAUGAUGCUGAGCCGGUCAAGCCUGCAGAGGGCGCACGCGGACAGGUGCCCAUGGAGGUGGAUGCGGAUGCGGAUGCGGAUGCGAUCGGGCCAUUGCUUGCGCCGCAAGGCUACGAGAGGGAGCUGGCUACGCGCGUGCUGCCCGCUUAUCUGCGCACCGUCUGGUCUUUGCAAGAUCGAUAUGGUUUGGAGCCGGCUGGCAGUCACGGCGUAUGGGGCCUCGUGAGUGCUCAAGUGUCGCCAGUGUCGCGAGCCGCUAGCUUCAGCGCUCAUCUGGUGGCCUCGCGCACGCAGGACGACUAUCACUUCGUGCCUUACAUUAUCGGAGCAGCUCAAUUGCGGCGUCAGUAGCCAUGGGCGUCGUUGCUCGCUCGCUCGCUCGCGAUCGCGGUGUGCCGCUUACACGCGCGACUAUUCGCUCUCUUGCCCCGCUCGCAGUGCAAAGCGAGUAUAGACCGCAAGAGAUUGCUGCGUCGUCUCACAAGCCGGCGGCGGGAUCAUUUCCUUGCGCUCUGCUAGCGUUUCGAGGCACAGCACCGCUGCCCAACCUCUUCACCUCGUCCAUCGCCCGCAUCCACGUCCAGAAGCGCGGUCCAUUUCGAGAGCACUCGCCGCUGCUCGAAAACAUCUCGGCCACGGUGCCUAAUUGGGUCAAGCUGCAUCAAGGCAUGAUCAAGAUGUGGAAAGCAGAAUGUCUCGCAAAGCUUCCUGUGGUGCAGCACCUGCCCUUUGGCACCGUCGGUCUGGUGUGGGACGGCGGGGAAAAUUGCAAAAAGGUCGGCGUCGUCGGCGCGACCACGCGCAUCGAUUCGACCAACUUGUUGCCUGCUCGUGGCGGUGCUACCACGGCGGCGACGGUUCCGACGGGCGCUCCUUGGGCAAAAGCUACAGCGUCUGCUUCGGGCGCUCCUCGAGCUCACGCUCCAGCGCCUGCUUCGGGCGCUCCUCGAGCUCACGCUCCACCGUCUGCUUCUCGGGCUCAGGGCAGCACGUAUUCUGUGAGCGGGCCAGGCGCUCGUAUAGCAAAGCAGGAGCAGAAAGUAAGCGAGCGUCAAUAG
Molecule: messenger RNA, 1875 nt
Organism: Ceraceosorus bombacis
Lineage: Eukaryota; Fungi; Basidiomycota; Exobasidiomycetes; Ceraceosorales; Ceraceosoraceae
Source: the annotation of a GenBank genome assembly